Messenger RNA from Aspergillus novofumigatus IBT 16806, 1071 nucleotides. RefSeq names its product zinc-binding alcohol dehydrogenase family protein. NCBI's taxonomy places the organism in Eukaryota, Fungi, Ascomycota, Eurotiomycetes, Eurotiales, Aspergillaceae. The coding region runs from base 1 to 1071 and encodes 356 amino acids. Gene Ontology annotation, molecular function: oxidoreductase activity, acting on NAD(P)H. The transcript is spliced from 2 exons. The record is from RefSeq and is a predicted model, not a curated record.
AUGACUCCAAAGAACCAGGCAGCCUGGAUUCCCGCCAAAAAGGCACGGCCGUUCCAGGUCGGCGACGCGCCCUCACGCCUCCCGGCCCGGGCCAGGUGCUACAUCAAGUACCCCUUCGUCUUUGGCACCGAUGUCGCCGGCGAGGUGGUCGAGGUCGGCCCCGAGUUGGAUCGGUUCCGGGUAGGCGACCGAGUCUUCGGAAGCGCCACUGCCAUAGCCAAGGAGGUCAACCGCCCCGCCGAGGGAGGCUUUCAGCUCUACACUGUGAUGCGACCGCACAUGCUGGCGCCAACACCAGCCGACAUCACCGACGAACAGGCCUGCGUCUUGGGACUGGGUCUCGGGACGGCAGCAUGGGGUCUCUUCCACCCGGACUAUCUCGGCCUCGACAUGCCUCGGGUCCCGGCGCCCACGGACGUGGUGGGCAAGUCGGGCCGGCCGCGCACCGUCAUCAUCACCGGCGGCGCAUCGAGUGUGGGCAGCAACGCCGUGCAGCUGGCUGUGUCCGCUGGCUACCAAGUCAUAUCUACCGCGUCUCCAAGGAACUUCGACUACGUCAAGGGUCUGGGUGCCACCCAUGUCUUCGACUACAGGAGCAGAACGUUGGUCAAUGACCUCCUGACCGUUCUACAGGGCCACGAGCUGGUCGGCGCCCUCACGAUUGGCCAUGGGGCCGUCGAGGCAUGCACUGCCGUGAUGAGGCAUCAUGAUGUCCCCCUCACGCGGAAGCGCAUCGCGGUGGCUGGCGCCAUAAUACCUGCUGACAAGCUCACAACUUUUGUUGGCAAGGGCACGUACUUGAUGGGCAUGGUGGGCGGGAUGAUCAACUCGACUGCGAGGCGCCUUCGGACCGGAGUAGAAGCCAAAUUUAUCCUCCUUAAUGGCCUGGUCGAUCCAAAUAGCGUCGUGGCUCGCAUCUACACGGAGUUCCUACCACAGGCGCUUGCGCAGCGCCAGUUUGUGGCGGCACCUCCCCCGCAUGUCGUGGGCAAGGGGCUGGACAAGAUUCAAGAGGCUCUGGAUCUCCAGAGAAUGGGUGUCUCCGGGAAGAAGAUUGUCGUGUCGCUGUAG